ACUGAGGUGGUACCGGUGUUCCAUGAUUUGACACGACUUGUGACAAGUGUGUCAAAAAUGGAAGACUCAAAGUUGGACAAAAAAGGUUAUUUUAUACCGCAACGCUACGUUGUUGCCGUUUUGACUAUGGUGGCACUUACUGUUGUCUACAUGAUGCGUAUUUCGGUACCAGUGUCCAGCAGACACAUGGUCGCACCCAUGAAUGCCACACGAGCGAAUUUUAGUACCUGUCCGGAGCCAUCACCAGUCGUUAAGACUUCGUACCAUAUCCAAGACAUCGUGUUCCCAUGGUCUACUCAAAAGCAGCUCAUAAUAAAACAUUGCUUCUUUGCCGGCUAUUUCAUCGGCCACUUCCCUGGUGGGAUUAUCUCUGACUUGUACGGUGGCAAGCACGUAAUGAGUGUUGCUAUCUUGGUAUCAUCUCUUAUCACUCUCCUCACACCCAUCGUGUUUAAAGCAAUCAACGGCGAGCUGAUCCUAGUCUCAAUCACAAAAGUAUUGCGAGGGAUUAGCAUUGGGAUGAUUUUCCCAAGCGCCCAUAGCAUCAUAAGUCAAUGGUGCCCAGCACGCGACCGUGGUAAAAUCACUGGCAUUAUCUUCGCAGCUACGCAAUGGUCCGUCACUAUUAAUAAUGUAGUGACCGAGCAUUUAAUCAUGACCAUGGAGAGCUGGAGCUCCAGCUACUACCUCUACGGAUCCAUGGGUGUGGUACUACUCCUAGUGUGGCUCCUUUUUGCCUCGUCACACCCAGACAAUUGCCCGUACUUGACCCAGAAAGAAUACAACUACUUGAAGGGAGAACUAGGUAAAAGACCAAGCAAAAAGUGAUUUAUUGUGGUUUUAGCCGACCAUGUCCAGUACGGCCCUAAACCGGUCCCAUGGGCACGCCUCCUCCAAAGCCUACCAUUGUGGUCGCUGGUUUUGGCCCAAGUUGGCCACACGUGGAUCUGGCAUGGGCUUGAGAGAGACCUCCCUAAGUACCUUCGGAAUGUCCUCAAGGCCGAUAUUUUGCACCGGGACCUCAUGGCCUCCAUCCCGUACGCGUUCAUGGGCCUGACGACCAUUUUCAUGGGUUACGUCUCCGACUACUUGAUCAAUCGCAACAACUCCACAAUCACAACGCUACGGAAGGCUUUAACGACGUUUGGGGCCAUGGGUCCGGGCAUUUUCAUCGUAGCUGCGGGUUACAACGGUUACGUCAGUUGUAACCGAACCACAGCUGCGAUCAUUUUCACGUUCGGGUUGUGUGUAAUGAGCUGUUACUACGCCGGGACACGGGUGAAUUGUUUCGAUUUGGCGCCGAAUUACAGUGGGAUUAUUAUGGCACUGGCUAACGGUUUUGGGGCUUUGCCAGGGAUUGUGGCUCCGGAAGUUACAGCAAUUUUCACGAAACCCGUAACACGUCCAUAAACACACCCAAUAAAUUUAUUAUAAUUUUUUUUUUUUGGUAGGCAAGUGUGUAUGGUUGGAUGUUUGUCUUCUGGAUCGAUUUGGGUGUGUUGGCGGUUACUAACAUGGUUUUUGUGUUUUUUGGGUCAGCUGAGGAACAGCCAUGGAAUCGGGCGAGUGGUGCUGAGCUCGACGAAAAUUACAGUCAAGAAAGUACGGAAGCGAAUUGAAAUGUCGUUUAUUAAAGACAAUAAAUUACAAUAAAUAGCA
Tribolium castaneum (red flour beetle) is the source of this 1659-nucleotide messenger RNA. Its product is annotated as sialin. Gene Ontology annotation, molecular function: transmembrane transporter activity. The record is from RefSeq and is a predicted model, not a curated record. Gene Ontology annotation, biological process: monoatomic anion transport; transmembrane transport. The transcript is spliced from 3 exons. Lineage: Eukaryota; Metazoa; Arthropoda; Insecta; Coleoptera; Tenebrionidae. Gene Ontology annotation, cellular component: plasma membrane.